Ilyonectria robusta is the source of this 1950-nucleotide messenger RNA. RefSeq lists its product as uncharacterized. Lineage: Eukaryota; Fungi; Ascomycota; Sordariomycetes; Hypocreales; Nectriaceae. The transcript has a single exon. The record is from RefSeq and is a predicted model, not a curated record. Bases 1 to 1896 code for a protein of 631 amino acids.
AUGUUGCCCAGCUCUCUGGUCAGUGUGUAUCAAGAGUACAAGAAGGACACCAAUUUGGUGGCAUCAUGGCUCGCUUCGACAGCCAAGGUUUGCGGAUUUCCCGCUGAUCUGGUUCCAAUUCCAACUCCUCCAAAACAACCGAAAACGAGUGGUCGAUCGAAUGGAAAGCCCAGAAGGGGAGGCAAGAAGAAAGGGAAGGCAGGGUCUAGAGCUGCGCCUCAAGCCGCGACUACAUACGUCAUUGCGAUGAAGAACUUCAUUCCGCUGGCCGAAUGCAUCUCUGCUUCCAAAGACCCUGUCAUUUCGAUCCCAGUCGCAUUUUCCAUGGCACUCAACCGAGUCAUUGCGGUCAGGUCUAGGUUUGGCGAAAAACUCAGCGUGGACGGAGUGGAAGCCGAUGCCCAGUCUGUCGUCGAACAUUCCUACUUUGUUGGCGUCCUAGAGAAAGUCCGAGACCUUCUCAGCCCGCUCGUGUCUACAGCUGCUUCUACCUCCUCUGACUCCUCUGACCCCAUUGAAUCUUUGAACAGGUUUGAUGGUCUCGAGGUCUACGAACCGUCUGAAGCCUUCCUCAAUGCACCUGACAUUGAGAGACCUGGCAAGACUGGGGCAGAGAACAUCAUCUAUGAAGCCGAGCCACCACAUUCGCUUGAGGAUGCUCUUGUCGUUUUCUGGAUGAUGUUGGAUGAUUUGGCAAAAAUUCGAGACUUCAUCUCCAACACAUGGUCAGACUCUGUUGAAAGAGCGGACAAGUUUCUCGACCCGGCCGCUAUGGCCUUGGCGACAAACACCGGCAUUGAUUUCGCCAGAAUCCUCAUAGAAAACGCCUCGCCUGCAUUUGAGGAUUAUGGUGGCACUCACAGCGUCUGCAAAGAGUAUUUUGAGCGGCUUUUGGUCAAAAGAGGGUACUCUGGGGAGGAUAUCCGGGCAUGGACGCAAGGAGACACCAAACGUGACUUCUACAACGCCGCCUCGGGAUGCUACUUCAAUACCGGUAUCAUCAUCAAGUCUCUUGCCCGCUUCUUAUUCAAAGACUACGCCCCAAUCCAUCCAGACGGCGCAUUUGGGGUUUACGACACAGCAACUGAUUGGGAGGCCAAGACCGGGCACGAGAAGUUCAAAGAAGAUGAGAUGAUCCUCACCGAGCUGUUCAUGGAGGCAUUGACGAUUGUUCAUCACGUUCCCGAUUACCUCAUUGUGGAUGAAUUCAUCCGCGGGGUCCGGGAAUUCCAUGAAACCCAGAAGGUUCCGUUCUAUCUCACCUUUGCGGCCGAAAUGACACUCGACAUACACCACAGACUCAGAGGCCACGGUGAAACCUCAGCCACUAUUCUUUUGGACCGAUUGUCGAGCAUGAGUGAAACUCUUAAAUCGCACAUCAGAUUCCACGAGAAUUUGAAGACUCAUUUUGAGUCGACUGCCACCGACGAUUACCUCAAGGAUAGCCAAGAGUUCAUUGACGAGAUAAUACAGGAUCCUCUGCAUAUAUCGAAUAUAAAGUUUGAAGGCCCCCAGAGGCUUGAAUUACCGAAAACAAUCAAGAAGCAUCGACUCUUGAGGCUCUCUCCGAUUGUGGCUGGAUUGGUCUUGUAUCAUUGCCGAGCUUUGAUGCAUCAGAUCGGAAUUGCUGCUACUAAUGUAUGGCGCACCAUUAUACUGCCAGCACACCUUUACAACGCCGUUUCGAACGAGAGGUUGACUAGUUGUGUGUGGUACGAGAUGGAGCUUCUGUUCAAGGAGCUUGGGGAAGACCAGUUCUUCGUGGGGACAAGACCAACGAAUCGCGUGGACUAUAUCAAGCGAUUCCUGCUACAAAUUGGAGUUUCUGCAUCUUUUUUUCACAAACCGGAGGCGUCUAACGCCAGGGGCCGUACCGAACAGGUAUCACUACUCUAAAGCCGGUGGGCGAUUCAUCAAACUCGGUGCUACUGUUACCCGCGGUCUCCUGAC